Pistacia vera is the source of this 654-nucleotide messenger RNA. RefSeq lists its product as uncharacterized. The transcript has 3 exons. The record is from RefSeq and is a predicted model, not a curated record. Lineage: Eukaryota; Viridiplantae; Streptophyta; Magnoliopsida; Sapindales; Anacardiaceae. The coding region runs from base 1 to 654 and encodes 217 amino acids.
AUGAAUCCAAGUGGUGCUUCUGAGCAAGAUAUUAUGAUUCAAGCCAAAAUGUUACUAGCACAAGAUAAAAGUUACAAGAAAGGUUUCAGAUUUGAUCAUGUGUGGCCUAUACUUAAGGAUAUUGAAAAAUUUAUAGAUAAUGUUAAUGCCGCAGAAACUCACAAAAUGACAACAAACAACCUAUCAUUGCGAUCAAUCAUCGAAAAGGAAAAUAGGCUGGACAGUUUUAACUUCAAGGAUUGGUAUAAAAAUCUUUGGAUUGUACUCAAAUCCGAGAAGAAGUUAUAUGUCUUUAAUGAACAUGUUCAGGAAGCACCUAUUCUUAAAGCUACUCAAGAGGAGAUAGAUACUUAUGCUAAGUAUCUUGGUGAUGAUAACAAUGUCCAAUGUCUCAUUUUAGCAUCGAUGAAGCCAAAUCUACAAGAGCAGGAUGAACACUUGGACACUCAAUCUAUUAUGACUCAUCUUAAGGAGCUAUUCUUGAAGUGUGCUAGGCAUGAUCAUUAUGAUGCAUCUAAGGCAUUGUUUAGAUGUCGAAUGGUAGAGGGAUUCCAACUUGGGCUGUAUGUACUCAAGAUGAUUGGGUACAUACAAAAGCUUGAAACUUUGGGUUUUGUCAUGGAUGUAGAACUAUCAGUGGACCUUGUUUUGUAG